This is a messenger RNA of Penicillium hordei, 1641 nucleotides long. RefSeq names its product putative MFS transporter. The transcript is spliced from 4 exons. Bases 1 to 1641 code for a protein of 546 amino acids. Gene Ontology annotation, biological process: biotin import across plasma membrane. Gene Ontology annotation, cellular component: membrane. NCBI's taxonomy places the organism in Eukaryota, Fungi, Ascomycota, Eurotiomycetes, Eurotiales, Aspergillaceae. Gene Ontology annotation, molecular function: solute:proton symporter activity; biotin transmembrane transporter activity; dethiobiotin transmembrane transporter activity. The record is from RefSeq and is a predicted model, not a curated record.
AUGUCCACCGAACAUCAACAUGCCUCUGUCGGCGUUGACAAACGACCUGCCGUUGAAGCUAUCUCCGAGCAGCCAGAAGCAGCUCAAAGCCAGACGUCCUCGGACGACAGUGAGUCCUUGGACCACAGCGUGGCCAACAUCGAACGAAUCUACAGAAAACUGGACCGUCGCAUCAUCUCCGCAUUCUGGGUCCUCUACUUCCUCUGCUCAGCCAUCCGUUCAAACGUAGGCCUGGCACAGACAAUGAACACAGACACCGGCCACGACCUCGCAAGCGUGCUCAACCUAACCCGACACGAAAUUUCAACCGGUCUAGCCCUGUUCUACGUCUGCUAUGUGAUCUUCGAUCUCCCCUCAAACCUAAUCAUGACCCGUCUAAGCCCCCACGUCUGGAUGAGCCGCAUCGUGAUCAGCGUAGGCUUAAUCGGAAGCUGUCUCGCCGCAAUGAAGGCAGCAUGGAGCUUCUACCUCCUCCGCCUCCUCCUCGGUAUCGUCACCGCAGGCAUGUGGCCCGGCAUGACGUACUACCUAACCCUAUUCUACCCGCCCUCACGCAUCGGCAAACGAAUCGGGCAAUACUUCACGGCCUCCCAGGUCUCCGCCGCCGUAGUCGGCCUCGUCUCCGCCGGCUUCCAAAAAAUGGACGGCGCCCAAGGCCUCGUCGGCUUCCAAUGGAUGUUCCUCGUCUACGGCGUCAUCACCGUCGCCCUGGGCUUCGGCCUGCUAUGGUGGUUACCAGACAGACCCACGCCGCCGGGUGAACCCGCCCCAAAACGCUCCUUGAUGAUGCGCUGGGUACCUACCACCGCACCCGCGCUGAAGGGCGCCGAUGCCGUCGUGCAUUACCAUGAUCUGAAGCGUGUUUAUCACUCAUCCGCAUGGACGAUGCGGGACCUGCUCGCGGUGUUCUUAGAUUGGAGACUUUACCCGCUGCUGGUUAUGUACUUUGGUGUUGUGGGUGUUGGUAUCGGCGUGCAGUUGUAUGCGAACGUGAUUAUCAAGGCCAUUGAUCCGACUUUGAGUGAUAUUUCCUUGAGUCUGUUGACGGCUCCUAUCUGGAUUAUGGACCUAAUUGCCAUCCUCCUCGUAACCCCCCUCUCCGACCGCUUCCACCGCCACCGCGCAAUCUUCUUCUCAAUCCCCGUCCUCCUCCAAAUCCUCGGCCUCCUCCUAACAAGCUACGCGGGCACGGACGCAAACCCCUGGCCACGGUACGGCGGGCUUCUAAUCGUUGGAUUCGGACUCGGCCCCACAGUCCCGAUAACGAUGACCUGGACGACGGAGAUAUUCCAGCCUCGACACGGCGAGGUCGGCGUAGCUGCUGCGUCGGCUGUUGUCUCCGGUCUCGGUAAUCUGGGCAGUAUCCUUACGACGUAUGCGCUGUAUUCUGGUUGGAAGAGUGACUACGAGGCGCCUGGUCGCGAGAAGUAUAGAAAGAGUAAUCUCGUCAUGAUUGGUAUUCUGGCGGCGAGUAUUCUUUCUGCGGCAUUGAUGGAGGUUAUGUUGCGAUUUGUUGAUGGGAGGUAUCGUGAUGAUGAUGCUGAUGGCGCGGUUGACGGGGCUGCGAGGCGGGAGGUGCGUCAGCGUGGGUUGCAUGGCCUUGGGGCUGGUGUUACGCGUUGGUUGAAGCUGGGAAGGUGA